Salvia hispanica is the source of this 959-nucleotide messenger RNA. RefSeq names its product small ribosomal subunit protein uS3y. Gene Ontology annotation, cellular component: nucleus; cytosolic small ribosomal subunit. Lineage: Eukaryota; Viridiplantae; Streptophyta; Magnoliopsida; Lamiales; Lamiaceae. The record is from RefSeq and is a predicted model, not a curated record. Gene Ontology annotation, biological process: translation. Gene Ontology annotation, molecular function: RNA binding; structural constituent of ribosome.
CCCUAGGGUUUCUCUUCCACAGUUUUAUAAGAGUCGAAAAAAAAUCACGCCGCACCUCUAGACUCUGCUGCAGUGAACUGAAACUCUGAGAUAAACAACCAUGGCGACGCAAAUGAGUAAAAAGCGAAAGUUUGUUGCUGACGGCGUGUUCUUCGCCGAGCUGAACGAGGUGCUGACCCGCGAGCUUGCGGAGGAUGGCUACUCCGGCGUCGAGGUUCGAGUCACGCCGAUGCGCACCGAAAUCAUCAUCCGUGCUACUCGCACACAGAACGUACUCGGAGAGAAGGGUAGGAGAAUUAGGGAGCUGACAUCUGUCGUUCAAAAGCGAUUCAAGUUCCCAGAGAACAGCGUUGAGCUUUACGCUGAGAAGGUCAACAACAGGGGUCUCUGUGCCAUAGCUCAGGCCGAGUCACUGCGUUACAAGCUUCUUGGAGGCCUUGCUGUUCGUAGGGCUUGCUAUGGUGUUCUGAGGUUUGUCAUGGAGAAUGGUGCCAAGGGAUGUGAGGUGAUUGUAAGUGGAAAGCUCCGUGCUCAACGUGCCAAGUCCAUGAAAUUCAAGGACGGGUACAUGAUUUCCUCUGGGCAACCCGUCAAGGAGUACAUUGAUGCUGCUGUGCGACACGUUUUACUUAGACAGGGCGUACUUGGUAUCAAGGUCAAGAUCAUGCUCGACUGGGAUCCAAAGGGCAAGGUUGGGCCAAUGACACCUUUGCCCGACGUCGUCACCAUCCACCCACCGAAGGAAGAGGAGUAUAUCCCCCAAAUUCCUCAAACUGUGGCACCUGCCAUCGAAGUUGCUUGAGUAUGAAGUGGUUUUCACCAGAACAGUAUGUCAUAUCUAUGUUUUCUGCCUGGUAACACAUGUUUUUGGACUAAUAGAAAUUUACUUAGAUUUCUACUCUUUUUGAUCUUGUAAAACGAGUUAUUUAAAUCUUAUUGUGCUGUUUUAUUUUGUGACA